AUGGGAUUCCUCGGUGUGUUACAUAUGGAGGUUUUUGGUGCUCGACUGGAUCAGGAGUAUGGGACCAGUGUCAUUCUCACUCAACCUUCCGUAGAAUACAAAGCAUUGGUGAAGGAAAAUGAAACCAUUAGAAAGAAGCGUUUCGGCGGCAAGGGCGAGGUCAGUAUUAUCGACGCGAGCAAGUUUCCCGAAGAGAGCGAUAUCGAAAAAUUCCUGGAACCUGUAGUUACGGUUCGCAUAAUAGUGCCGGCGGAGAUGAUGGGCAUAGUGAACGGACUGUGUUCGGAAUGUCGUGGGGAACGCGGUGACGUGAGCUCCAUCGACGAGAGCAGGUUACUGAUCGUCUGGAAACUGCCACUAGCUGAAGUGGUGAUCGACUUUUUCGAGCGAUUGAAGCGGAUCACUUCUGGAUACGCUUCUUUUGAUUACGAACAAGACGGGUACAUGGAAACAAAACUUAUCAAACUGACGCUGACAAUUAAUGGACGAGAGGCGAGUGGAAUUAUUCUUAGCUCGCUCCUUUCAUCUCUCGAAAAGGACGAAUUAGCGACUUAA
Cooperia oncophora is the source of this 555-nucleotide messenger RNA. Lineage: Eukaryota; Metazoa; Nematoda; Chromadorea; Rhabditida; Trichostrongylidae. The record is from the annotation of a GenBank genome assembly.